UAUGGUUAAUUAAUAAUUAAAAUUAUUGUAGGAAAAUUAUGAAAAUAUUGGAUUAUUGAAAAUAAAUUUUCAUAUAUAUUAUAUACCCUACUUUCCAAAGUUUAACCCUCAAAUUAUUUUGGGGAAAAAAAUUAAUUUUGACGAAAAAAGUUGAACCGGGUCGAUUAAGCAAAUGAUAGUAAUUCUUUUUCGUCUCCGACGAUGGCCGAAUAACACAGUAAAAAUCUCUCCCGGAGGACGACGGUGUUCAACUAAAACCAUUUUCAUUUUUUUCUUCUCCAUUAUUCCAAAAACCGUCUAAUUUCAAUCCGUAAUUCUAUUUUUUAACAUCAAACUUUGUUUGAUUGAUGAAUCAGUAUUCAAUUCUUCAUCGAUCUUUACCUUCAUCAUAGUUACUCAAAUCUUUACUUUUUUGGGGUAUUUAACGUAUAAUAAUUUGCGGCUACUUUUUUUUUUUUUUGUGGUAGUUUAUAUAAAUUUUUCUCAAAUUAUGUCAUUAAUUGAGAAUUCAUUGGAGAGUUUGAAGAUAGGUAAUUAGUAAAGUUUCGAGAAAUUUUAUCCAAUUUUCAAUAAUUGAGCUUUUGGGUGAUGGGGUUACAGUCUUCUGGGUUUGGGGAUUCAAUACCUAAAUGAGGAAAACGCCUAAAUUCUAGAAAGUUUUAAUUGAAUUUAGAGGUUAAAGAGGAAGAAGAGUAUGUUGGAAAUUUAGCAUUGGAUUUUAUUGGUCAUAAUUUAUUGCUAGUUGGUUUUCUCUAUGAAUGAAUUUAGCCGGAGCAACGGUGGCGAGCAUUUGGAUGAACCACCGUCAUCCUCGCCGUCAGUUCUUUCUGGGUGGUGUCCCCGUCGACUGGCUUUUGUUCCAUAUUCAUUGUCUCAAGAAACGAGUAACAAGCCUAAAGCUUCAAGGGCUGUUGUUAAAAGACCUUUGGUGACGAAACUCACGAAGCACAUUGUUGAAACCUAUCAAGUGUGCAAUGCUGAAUUCCGGUUUUCUGAUAAACUAAGGCGCAAGAGGUUCUUAACAAGUCCAGCAGAUGGAGUGCUUAAUGAGGGCCAUGACAAUGAAAAUUCGGACCUUAUUCUUUCCGUGAAUGAUGUCUUGGUCAAUUCUCUUACACAACGAAGAUAUAUUGUGAAAGAUAUUCUGGGACAUGGGACAUUCGGACAGGUUGUCAAGUGUUGGCUGCCUGAAACUAAAAGUUAUGAAGCAGUCAAGAUCAUAAAGAACCAGCCUGCAUAUUAUGUGCAAGCACUGGUUGAAGUUCAAAUCUUGACAACGUUAAACAAAAAGCUUGAUCCUGAGGAUAAACAUCAUAUUGUUCGUAUUAAUGAUUCCUUCGUCUUUAAGUGUCAUCUGUGUAUUUCUUUCGAAUUGCUAGAUACAAACUUGUACGAGCUGAUAAAAUACAACAAAUAUCAAGGGUUACCAUUGAAUCUUGUGCAGCUGUUCUCAAAGCAGAUUUUGCGGGGUUUGGAAUUGAUGAAAGAUGCUGGUAUAAUUCACUGUGAUCUCAAGCCAGAAAACAUUCUUCUGUGCACAAGUGUGAAACCAGCAGAAAUAAAAAUUAUCGAUUUUGGAUCUGCCUGCAUGGAAGAUAAGACUGUCUACUGUUAUAUUCAGAGUCGUUAUUAUAGGUCCCCAGAAGUGCUUCUUGGCUAUCCAUAUAAUACUUCCAUUGACAUGUGGUCAUUCGGUUGUGUUGUUGCUGAGUUGUUUCUUGGCAUUCCUUUGUUUCCUGGAGCAUCAGAAUUCGAUCUUCUUAAAAGGAUGAUCCGCAUACUCGGGGGUCAACCGCCUGAUUAUCUACUAAAAAAUGCGAAAAGCACGAACAAGUUCUUUAAGCUUGUUGGAAGUGUUGAUCAUAUAGAAGCUGCAUUGGGGAAAAGUGUUUACCAAGCAUUAUCCGAGGAAGAGUAUGAAGCAAGGGAGAAGAAAAGGCCUGUGGUUGGAAAGGAAUAUUUUAAUUUUAUGAAUCUUGAAGAAAUUGUUGCAACCUUUAGUAGGAAAAACUUAUCUAAAGAAGACUCAAUCAAAGAGAGACAGUUAGCUCUUACGGAUUUUUUAAGGGGACUUCUUGAGUUUGAUCCUGCAAAACGGUGGUCUCCAAAACAGGCUUCGAAACACCCAUUUCUAACAGGAGAGCCAUUCACAAGCCCUUAUAAACCACCUCAGGAGACUUCUCGUGUACCGGUUAGCCCAGUUUCACAAAACUUCAAGAUGGACCAUCAUCCUGGUCGAGGGCAUUGGUUUGCUGCGGGUCUGUCUCCUAAUGUUAUAGGGCAGACUUUAUCGAUGCAUGCUGCUCCACACCUUCAGAUGCCACCGCAUGCACAUUGCAACAGUUAUGGUAGUUUAGGAAGCCAUAAUAGUUAUAAUGAUGGCAGUAUACUUGGUAGUAGCUUUGGGAGUUAUGGGGAUAAUUUUAAUACAUUUACAUAUUUCUCACCUGUUGGUCCCUCUGGAUUGAAUUUUCAAACUCAAGGUGGUAUGACAAUGUCUGGAACUAGCCCAGAUGCAUGGUGGAGAAAUUUUCAUCAACCUCAAGGACUUGGUGUGAGUCCACCUGCUGGAAAUUUUGCACCAUUACCCCUUGGAACUAGUCCUUCCCAAUUUACUCCUCCUGGCAUUUUUAAUCAAAAUUCUGGUUCUUCUGGGCAUUAUGGUGCUUCUUCUCCAAGUUGGGGAAAUUUUCAGGGUUCUCCCCUGGGAAAAGGUGUUGCUGCUAGUAAUUUCAGUCGAAAGAACGGUUGGGGAUUUUCGGGAUGUGUGCAAUCUCAAGAGGGUAACUCACAGACACCUGCCGGUCCCCUACAUAUGCCUAUAAACUCCAACACAUCGAGUUGGAAGCACCCACCUGGUAGUAGCAACAUCUGUACUGAUCAGUCACUUUCCUAUAUUCCAUGUUCUGUUUUGCACGGUCCAAAUAUGCAAUUUUCUCAAUCUAAAGGAUCUGCUGAUGAGAAGCUUGAUGUGACAGCAUUGCCUGACCCUGGUGAUUGGGAUCCAAACUAUAGCGAUGAACUACUAUUGCAAGAUGAUAAUUCUGAUUUGAACAGCAUCACUUCCGAGCUUGGUAAAACGGUGCAUAUCAGUCAAGCUGCCGCAUCAUCUCAGAAUUGUGGAAUCAGAAAAUACAGCCAUGAUUCUAAUACAAUGCCUAAUUCAUCAUGGAGGCCCAAUGGACCUAUCCAAGGGUUUUCUAAACCAGAAUUAAGCAGUCCACCUUCUACAUACAAUACGCUUCUUGGGCAUCGGCAUUUCAUGUCAAGGCCUCCACAAUAUAUGUCACAAUUGUCACCAACGUCACUCAAUCGUAUGGGUCAGCCACCUAUCCAGCGCACCAAUCAUGGAAGAUCAUCUGUUAUAUAUGGGAAUGAGGGUAUUCAUCCGAAACCUCCUCACAGUUCUUUUAGCUAUGACCCUGUAAAUGCACACGCUUUUGGAAGUAACUCUUUCAAUAAUGGUGCAACAUUCGGUCGAAGAACAAACCUGCUUGUCAACCUUCCCCCAUCAUCUCGUGGAAGAAAAGACUAUGGAAGGAUAUCGUGAUUGGCUGAUCGCAGCUGCCAAAUUUUUUCGUCCACCAUCUUGUUUGGAGCUGGCAUGGAAGCUCUCCAGUUUGGUUCCAGCCAAUGUGAGCUUGUGCUGUAGUAUUUCCCAUCAUUAAAAUGCUAGUUCAGUCUGUAGUAGCUAUAGUUCAUGGCAUUUAUUUAAAUUUUGAAGUUUUCUUCUGCUUUACUUUGGUGUUCCUUGUCUCUAAUGCAAUGUGCAUCAUUUGGAAGAAAUUUUUGGCUCUUAGUAAUGCUAAAGUUAAAAUUUUUCA
Molecule: messenger RNA, 3824 nt
Organism: Amaranthus tricolor (Joseph's coat)
Lineage: Eukaryota; Viridiplantae; Streptophyta; Magnoliopsida; Caryophyllales; Amaranthaceae
Product: dual specificity protein kinase YAK1 homolog
Exons: 18
Coding region: 755-3550 (931 amino acids)
Biological process (GO): peptidyl-serine phosphorylation; peptidyl-threonine phosphorylation
Cellular component (GO): cytoplasm
Molecular function (GO): protein serine/threonine kinase activity; protein tyrosine kinase activity; ATP binding
Source: RefSeq, a predicted model, not a curated record